Molecule: messenger RNA, 3636 nt
Organism: Prunus armeniaca (apricot)
Lineage: Eukaryota; Viridiplantae; Streptophyta; Magnoliopsida; Rosales; Rosaceae
Source: the annotation of a GenBank genome assembly
AUGGUGGGAUCAGGUUCUUCAGGUGGAGAUUUACGAACUCCACAGUUUGAUGGUGCAAACUAUGAUUUUUGGGCUGUCAAAAUGGAGACCAUUCUCAUAGCACAUGAUCUAUGGGAUGUAGUUGAAGUCGGAGUACAACCUCAGUCAGUUCUUAAGGAGGAAGAAGACUCUGGAGGUGAAGGAAGUGAAGCUGAGCAAGUUCUAGUGGAAGCACCAGCUAUCUCCAGAGAAGAUAAGAUAAAAAAUGCCAAGGCAUUGAGUCUCAUUCAAGGAGCUUUAACUGAUGAGCUCUUCCCUCGCAUCAGAAAUGAAAAGACUGCAAAAGGAGCUUGGGAUACUUUGAGAAGAGAGUUCAGAGGAGAUAAAAAAGUAAGAGCUGUAAAACUCCAAGCUGUUAGAGCAGAUUUUGAGUAUAUGAGAAUGACUGAUGGUGAAAGCUUAGAUAGCUAUUUGGCUAGAUUUUUUGGAACUGUGAAUAACCUGAAAUCUCUUGGUGAAGAUGUGUCUGAAACAAGAAUUGUGCAAAAACUUUUGAUGAGUCUAAGUAGAAAAUAUAAGUCCAUUGUGUCUAUUAUUGAAGAAACUCGAGACCUUGAUGUUCUUAGAGUUGAAGAGGUCAUUGCCUCUGUCAAAGUUUAUAAUAAAAGGGAAGACUUGCAUGAUGAAAGAGAUAAAGUGGCUGGAACUGAGAGAGCUUUUAGUAGCCUCAAGGUUGGAAAUAACCAAGUUCAUAGCACUCAUAAGGGCUCACAGAGUAGACCAAAUCAAAAGUGGCAGGGACAAGACAAAAAGGGAUCAAAUUGGUCUCAAAAUAACAAUGGCUCAAGCUGGAAUAAUAAUCCUGGAGGAAAUUGGAACAAUAGCUUCAAUUCUCAGAACAAGCAAGGUAGUAGCAGUCAAGGAAGUGUGAAACCACAGUGCCAAGUCUGUCAGAAGUAUCAUUUUGGUGUGUGCAGGCACAAAGGCAAACCUAGAUGUGGAAAAUGCAAUAGGUUUGGUCAUACUGCAAAAGAUUGUGAAGGCAACAAGCAGGUGGCUAACUGUGCAAAGGAGGAAGAGGUAACCACAGGCACCAUGUUCUAUGCUUGCCACUCUGCAAGUAUGAAAAAUGGAAGUGUAUGGUUUGUGGACAGCGCCUGCAGCAACCAUAUGACUUCUCAAGAGUCUGUGUUAAUAAACAUUGAUAGGACUGUGACUUGCAAAGUUAAAAUGGGCACUGGAGAUCUUGUACAAGCAACUGGAAAAGGCACUCUAGUGGUUGAAACUCAGCAUGGGAGAAGGUAUAUACAUGAAGUGUUGCUUGUUCCGAGCUUGGAUGAGAAUCUAUUGAGUGUAGGCCAAAUGAUGAAGCAUGGUUACUAUGUCCCAUUUGGGGGUAACAUGGCAAUUAUUUUUUAUGAUGGUAGCCUCAACAAUGUUGUAGCUAAAGUGGUCAUGGGAGGAAAUAAAUGCUUCCCUCUCUCACUAGAAUCUAUGACACCUGUAGCAAGAAGAGCAUCAGUGACUGAAGACUCUUGGAUCUGGCAUAGAAGUCUUGGACAUUUGAAUUUUGUUAGCAUGAAAAAGAUGCAGCAGAUGGAAAUGGUGACUGGACUACCUGUGUUAACCAAAAUGAAGGAUGUGUGUGAAGGUUGUGUUUCAGGAAAACAUCACAGAGAGAAGUUUGACAAAGAGGGAGCAUGGAGAGCAAGUUGUCCACUAGAAUUAGUGCACACAGACUUGUGUGGACCAAUGCAAAAUGAGUCAAUUGGUGGAAAUAGGUACUUCAUCACAUUCAUUGAUGAUUUUUCAAGAAUGUGCUGGGUAUACUUUCUUAGAAAUAAAUCUAAUACCUUUAAUGUGUUCAAGAAAUUCAAAGCUUUUGUUGAAUUGCAAAGUGGAUUUAGUUUGAAAAAGCUAAGGAGUGAUAGAGGUGGUAAAUAUACCUCACAUGAGUUCCAAGAAUUCUGUGCAAGCAUGGGAAUGGAGAGGCAACUAUCCAUUGCCUACUCUCCUCAGCAAAAUGGAGUUGCUGAGAGGAGAAAUAGAACAAUAUGUGAAAUGGCAAGAUCCAUGAUGAUAGAGAAAGGUAUCCCUGUGAUUUUUUGGGCAGAAGCUGUAAGUACAGCUGUGUAUCUCCAAAACAGGUGUUUUACAACAUCUGUGUCGAGCAAAACACCAUUUGAAGCAUUCACAAAAAGAAAGCCAGGAAUCAAGCAUCUGAAAGUGUUUGGUUGUAUCUGUUACACACAUGUCCCAACACCUUUGAGGCAGAAAUUUGAUGACAAGGCUAGAAAAGGAGUGUUUAUGGGGUAUGGAAGCUGUGAAAAGGGUUAUAGGGUGUAUGACCUGCAAUCUAAGAAAAUUGUGCUCUCAAGGAGUGUAAUUUUCAACGAGGACAAGGCAUGGAUUUGGAAGAGUGAUCAAGAGGAAUCUGUUCUAAUACCAUUCAACCUUGGAGGAAAUGAAACAGAAGCUGAAUUUGGUGAAGAACAAACUGAAGCAACUCAGUUUGAUAAUGGUGGUAGCCUCACUCAAACACUAUUGUUGAUGUUUCAGAUGAGAAUAGAAAAUUAUCAAGAAGCAGCAAGUGAUAUAGCUUGGCAAGAAGCUAUGAAUGCAGAGUUGGAAAUGAUAGAGAAAAAUAAUACUUGGGAAUUGGUUGAGAGGCCAGCUAAUAAACCUGUUAUAGGUGUGAAGUGGGUGUUUAAGACUAAACUUAACUUGGAUGGAACUCUUCAAAAACACAAAGCUAGGCUUGUAGCAAAAGGGUAUGCACAGAAACCCGGAAUUGACUACAAUGAAACCUUUGCACCAAUGGCAAGGUUAGAUACAAUUCGAACUCUUAUUGCACUUUCAGCUCAAAAGGGUUGGAAACUGUUUCAGUUGGAUGUUAAGUCAGCAUUUCUAAAUGGGGUGCAUGAUGAGGAAGUAUAUGUAGAACAACCUGAAGGUUUUGAACUGAAAAAUGCAGGUCACAAGGUUUACAAGUUGAGAAAAGCCUUGUAUGGACUUAAGCAGGCUCCUAGAGCCUGUGAGAGGAUGCUUGCUGAGUUUAAAAGGGAGAUGAUGCAAAGAUAUGAAAUGUCAGAUCUUGGUCUCCUUCAUCACUUCUUGGGCAUGGGAAUACUACAAACUGAUCAAGGGGUUUUCAUUCAUCAAAGCAAGUAUGCCAAAUCCUUGCUUGUGAAGUUUGGACUUGAAGACUGCAAACCUGUCUCAAUUCCUUUGCCUACUGGUGAGAAACUAAAAAAGGUGGAUGGGAGUGAGUUAGCUGAUGAAGGGCUCUACAGAAAAAUAGUAGGAAGCCUACUGUAUUUAACUGCAACUAGACCUGAUCUAAUGUAUGCUGCCAGCCUGCUAUCAAGGUUCAUGAAUGGUCCUACAAAAAAGCACAUGGGAGUUGCAAGAAGGUUUCUAAGAUAUGUGCAAGGGACUCUUAGCUAUGGCAUUGAAUAUGUGAGAAAUCAGUCAGCAACCCUUGUUGGAUUCUGUGAUGCAGAUUGGGCAGGCAGUGAGGAUGAUAGCAGGAGCACCUCUGGCUAUGCAUUCAGUUUUGGAAGUGGAGCAUUCUCUUGGGCCUCUGUGAAACAAAACACAGUGGCACUAUCAACAACAGAAGCUGAGUAUGUCUCAGCAUCUGAAGCAACAUCAUAG